AUGGCAAGAAUAUACCUUUGCUCCUGGAUGGCCCUGCUGGCGGGCGCAUUUGCCCAGCUGCAAACGUUUUCCCCCCCUGGACAGAGCGCUGUCAGCUACAGUGUUAAUAUACCCUCGACGACUGCCUCGUCCGGUUCCGGGCCAAUUUACAUUCAGCUGAAGUCAACGCAAGAGCUUGCAUGGUUUGCAUGGGGUCAGGGUUCCCGGAUGCAAGGAGCGAACAUCUUCGUUGCUUAUGCAUCGCAGGACGGCACUAAUGUCACCGUCUCUCCGAGGUUAGGCAUAGAGCAUGUUGAGCCGACGUACAAUUCCCAGGCUCAGAUCUCGCUCCUGACUGGCAGCGGGAUCAAGGAUGGAAUCAUGACCGCAAACAUUCGGUGCAACAGCUGCCUCGCAUGGCCAGGAGGAAGUGAAGAUCCGAAUAACCCGGCUAGUCCGUGGGUUUGGGCCGUGAAAUAUGGCAUCCCACUCCAUUCAGACAGCCUGUCGUUCCCGAUCACCAUACAUGAUGUUUCCGGUGUUGCAGUUCUUGACCUCCAAGAAGCAAUCGGCGGCGCAUCCGACAAUCCUUUCUUAGCAUCAAAUAAUUCGAACAGUGCUGGGCAAGCGCUCACGACAUAUAACAGCGGAUCAAUUGCGCGUCUCAGGGUAGCACAUGCUGUCCUUAUGAUCCUUGUCUUUGUCAUCUUCUUCCCCUUGUUUGCGUUGAUGCUUCACACCGGCACACAUUCGAGGAUUGUUGACUUUCACGCUUUUUUCCAGCUUUUCACUCUGGCCGUGGCUAUAGCUGGGUUUGGUAUCGGCAUAUCGUUGGCAAAAUCCCUUCACCUGGUAGGGACCUACCAUCCGAUCAUUGGGAUGGUGGCUGUUCCUGCCCUCAUUCUUUUCCAGCCAGCCAUGGGCUUUCUUCAACACAGAUACUUCCACAAAACCGGAAAGAAGAGUGUUUUUGCCUACUUGCACCGAUGGUUUGGCCGUUCGAUUAUUGUUCUGGGUAUUGUCAACGGUGGGCUAGGGUUUCAUCUGGCACGGAACGUCACCUCAACUGCCCCAGUCGGGGCAAUAGUCGCCUAUAGCGUGGUGGCUGGAAUUAUCGGGCUUGCCUAUGUCCUAGUGGUCAUCUUCCUACCUCUGAGAAAACAGAGAAGGCAGAGAAAGCCGGAUUCCUGA
Aspergillus terreus NIH2624 is the source of this 1170-nucleotide messenger RNA. Its product is annotated as cytochrome and DOMON domain-containing protein. The transcript has a single exon. The record is from RefSeq and is a predicted model, not a curated record. Bases 1 to 1170 code for a protein of 389 amino acids. NCBI's taxonomy places the organism in Eukaryota, Fungi, Ascomycota, Eurotiomycetes, Eurotiales, Aspergillaceae.